GGAAUGGUGGUCCUAUGGUUAACAGCUAUAAUAAAAGAAGCAAGGCCACAUCGUUGCAAAUUAGACUCAGGAAACUGUCAAAAACCAGACAUUGGCCAACUUGCACUUCUACUUUCAUCAUUUGCAUUAAUGGCCAUAGGAGCUGGUGGAAUUAGGCCAUGUUCAUUAGCCUUUGGUGCUGACCAAGUUGACAAUCCUGAGAAUCCCAAUAAUGGACGAAUCUUGCAAAGUUUCUUCAAUUGGUAUUAUGCAUCAGUGUGCAUAUCAGUAUUGAUUGCAGUGACAGUUAUAGUGUAUAUUCAGACACAAUUUGGUUGGGUGGUGGGUUUUGGAGUACCUGCAGGUCUUAUGUUGUUAGCAACAAUUUUUUUCCUUUUGGGUUUUGGACUUUUUAUUAAGAUGAAGGCAAAAAAGAGUUUGAUUCCUGGUUUGGCUCAAGUUGUUGCUAUGGCUUGGAAAAACAAACACCUCUCUCUGCCUCCUGUGGAUUCAAAUGGGUGGUAUCAUCGUGAGAAGGAUUCAACAUUUACUUUUCCAACACAUAAACUAAGGUUUCUAAAUAAGGCAUGUAUCAUUAGAAACCCUGAGAAAGAUUUGAAUCCAAAUGGAACAGCUUCAGAUCAAUGGAAUCUUUGUACAGUUCAACAAGUAGAAGAAUUAAAAGCCUUAAUCAAAGUAAUACCAAUGUGGUCUACAGGAAUUAUGAUAGCAGUAACACUAAGUCAACAUGCAUUUCCAGUAUUACAAGCAAAUACAAUGGACAGACAUUUGAAUAGUCACUUUGAAAUUCCAGCAGCUUCUUAUGGUUUAUUUGCGAUUAUUACAUUGACAAUAUGGAUAGCCAUUUAUGACCGAAUCCUCGUCCCCUGGAUGUCAAAAUUCACCAAAAAACCUCGCAGAUUGACUUUCAAGCAACGUAUAGGGAUCGGGUUGUUGUUUUCUUGUGCAGCACAAGCGGUAGCAGCAUUAGUUGAAAGAGAAAGACGAGCACGAGCACAUAGUGAAGGACUAGAGAAAAAUCCGUUUUCACAAGUGAAUAUGUCAGCAUUUUGGUUAGUGCCACAACAUUGUUUAACUGGUCUAGCUGAGGCAUUCAACGCGAUUGGACAAAUAGAAUUUUACUAUUCACAAUUUCCUAAGAGUAUGGCUAGUAUUGGUGUUGCACUAUUUUCACUAGGAUUGGGAUUUGGAAAUUUGGUUGGAAGUCUAAUUGUGGAAAUUGUUGAUCAUGUUUCAAGUAAAGGAGGGAAAGUGAGUUGGGUAUCAAAUAACUUGAAUUUAGGUCAUUAUGAUUAUUACUAUUGGGUUCUUUGCUUGUUGAGUGUUGGAAAUUUGUUCUACUUCAUUGUGUGUGCUUGGGCUUAUGGAUCUGAUGAAGAUACAAGAAUUUGGGAGGAAGAUCAAGCUGAAAAGAAAGGAGAAAUUGUCAUGUUAUAG
Nicotiana tabacum (common tobacco) is the source of this 1437-nucleotide messenger RNA. Lineage: Eukaryota; Viridiplantae; Streptophyta; Magnoliopsida; Solanales; Solanaceae. The record is from RefSeq and is a predicted model, not a curated record.